This is a messenger RNA of Hydatigera taeniaeformis, 1092 nucleotides long. Lineage: Eukaryota; Metazoa; Platyhelminthes; Cestoda; Cyclophyllidea; Taeniidae. The record is from the annotation of a GenBank genome assembly.
CUUUUAGAAAUAUAUUCUCCCCGCGGUUUGAAUCUGGAUCCAAGGGGAAGCGAGCGCAACUCCAACUCGCCGGCAGCGCCUCUACUGUCGAGUCGCGAGGUGUUUCAGCCGCUGUCAGCAAGCGAGUUGAUGGCAGCAGGGAACGCAACGGUGUGCCGGCGAGUGCAGGGCGUCUACCGAGCGCGCACCGCAUUGCUGGGUGAACGCGCCUCCGCCGUGGUCGCGCUCAUCGACCGCCUUAACGCUCGACUGCACACGCUCACAGCGGAGAACCGCGAGACUCGUGCCCACUUCUCGCUCUCGCAAUCGGCACGACACAACUCACCGUACUUGGUGGCUAGAUACGUGACCGCGACCAUUUCGGUGAGGGAACAAGAGCAGUCAACUUUUUGCUACACUCCCUAUUUGCGUCCAUUCCAUCGGUUCGAUCAUUUAAUCGGAAUCCUGUCAAGCACAGUGAGUUUGUGGCUAACUCUCAUAUUGGUGGUUAAAAUGCAUCGCAAGAAUUUUCGUGAUCGGAGGGCACAGCUGCUCGGAUUGCACCGUCUACCGUUGGAUGUUGGUGCGCCUAUCGAUGUCGCCACAUCCGCAGCCAGCGGCCAUGAGAACAACGCCAAUCCGCUUCCUGAGGAGGCCUACGACCACUGCAACCUUGCAGCGUCUCAGUCGAUGCCACCGAAACUUAUCCAACUCGGAGAAGGCGGUACGUGGUUGUCGCGUCUUCUGUUAUACCCUCUUUCCACGCUUCACUCUCCAAUUGAUGUCCUAAUCAUGAUAAAACUGUUCUUCCCUGGAUGCGACAUUGAUGGACCUAACUGGUUUGCUGGUGCAAUCCAGGCAGUGGGUCAGUUGAAUGCACGCCCACCUCGGGAUCCACCGGAAAUGUGGUUGACAGUGCCAACUUCAAUGUUUGAGAUGACAUCUCAUUCACUUCAAACACCAAAGAUGCCACCAACAAUAUUCUACAACCGCCGGAUCUCACAGAAGCCUUUGAAGACAACGUGCGGCCAUGUAGCGCUACUCGAACCCUCUGCUUCCGCUUCCUCUUCCACGCAGACCGUCAUUUUGGACAACCUUCAGAACCGCUUUUGA